GCACGUCGCGGCGACGUUCAGUUUGCAUUUGCGCGCGCGUCUCGUCGGCGGACGCGUCUUUUCCUCUGUCGCUCCCUCGACAUUGUCUCACAUAGUUUCCCGAUUCGAAGACGAAGGACCGGGCGCGAGACCUACUGUGUCUGGAAGUGCGACUGCGUGACUAAAAGCGCGCGCGGCGCGACGAGAGUUUCGAAUCGACGCGUUUCGAGAGCACGCGCGACAGCGGGACGAAAAUAAUCGUCGCCCGCGGCAUCGUGGGUAUUCUUCUUCUUUUUCUUCUUCUUUUUUUUUUGUUUCCUUUCGAGCAGUCCUCUCGAGUGAGAAGUGCCACCAGGUUUUCUUUACGCGUCGACGAGACUCGUGAAGACGCGAGUCACUGUGCACACGCGAUCCGCGCGUGGCGACGACUCCACGACUGAGCUCCGGGUUUUCGGCAGCCGCGCUACUUUUCGGGAAAAUCGUUUUUUUUCUCUCUCUCUCUCUCUCUUUCUUUCUCUCGUCGAUGAGCAUCGACGAAACUUCCCGGCAAAUUGCGCGCACGUGGCUGAUAAUCGCGGCGUGGCAGCGCGUGCUCGAAUGAGCGAGCUGGUCUGUCGAUUUCUUGCGCUCACAACGGGAAAGAUUGCAGCCGACCGAGGCGAAUCGCCAGCCCAGACCCGGAGGAGAGGCUUAGGAAGCGGCAAGGCUUUGUCGCGUCGACUCACGAUUCCCCGAUAAAUCGCUCCGACUCUAAACGGAGGUCGCGUUAUGCGACUCUGGUGUGAUUCAUCGGAUCGUCGUGGUCAUCCAGCGGAGCACCGGGUGAUGGUUUGAUAUUUCGCGCGGCGACGGCGACGACACGCGAUACCAGAUACGACGUCGUGACUGAUAAACAAAUCACGUCACGCCCGGAAAUCAGCCAACCUCGGGCAGCUACUUGAAAUGACAAACGGCGAUUGAGCGCGCCGAAAUAUCGACGAUCAACGAUCCACCUCGGCAGAUGGUCCUCGAGCGCAUCUAGAGGAGUAACCCGCAGAGACUCUUCUGUCGACGAUGUCACCGGACAAGGAGAGGAUACCGGCGUGUUGCGCCGCGCCAGAUACCGACGUGAUCACACGGAGAGAUCGGAAAGACGAGCCGGUGGGGAACGCGGAAAGCAAGAGAACGAUGAUCCAGAAGGACGAGGAUGUCGGCGAUGAGUCGACGAUAGUCAAGGUCGAGUAUAAGCCGCGGAUCAAGUGGUUGGACCUCGUCGUGCAGAUCUUCAUACACGCCGGAGGCGUGUACGGGAUUUACCUGGCGCUCACGCAGGCCAAGCUGCUCACGACGGUGUGGGCAUUCGUAACAAUUUACACGUCCGGUUUCGGGAUUACGGCCGGCGUUCACAGAUUAUGGUCGCACAGGGCGUACAAGGCGAAAUGGCCCCUGCGUUUGCUUCUAGUCUUCCUCUUCACGAUCACCGGACAAAGACAUGUGUACGCGUGGGCGUUGGAUCACAGGGUGCACCACAAGUACAGCGAGACCGACGCGGACCCUCAUAACGCGAAGAGAGGUUUCCUGUUUGCUCACGUGGGAUGGCUGUUCACGACACCCCAUCCUGACGUGGUCGCCAAGCGCAAGGCGGUCGACAUGAGCGAUCUCGAAGCGGAUCCCAUAGUUAUGUGGCAAAAGAGAUUGUACAUCCCUCUCUUCGCGCUUUUAACCAUUGGAUUGCCAGUUAUGAUACCCUACUACUAUUGGUCGGAAUCGUUGUGGAUCUCGUUCUGGGUAAACUUCAACUUCCGCUUUUGCGUGACGCUAAAUAUCGCCUUCUUCGUCAACAGCGUUGCACACAUGUGGGGUCAGCGGCCGUACGACAAAAACAUCUCUCCGGUGGAGAACGUCGCGGUAUCGAUCGCGGCGCUCGGCGAAGGCUGGCACAAUUACCACCACGUGUUCCCGUGGGACUACAAGACCGGCGAACUCGGCGACUACUCCUUCAACAUCACCACCGGCUUCAUCGACGCGUUCGCGUGGGUCGGCUGGGCCUACGACCGGAAGUACGUCUCGCCGGCGAUGAUCCGUCGCAGGGCGUGCCGUUCGGGCGACGGCAGCCACGUCUGGGGCUACGGCGACGUCGACGUCACUAAGGAAGAUCUGGAGGAGCUGAGGAUGAUGGAGAAGCGCGAGUUGUGAGAAGGCGAGCCGCAUCGUAUACGCUUGUCAUCGCGGCCGGAUCCUCCCGACGAGGAUGAAUUCGUCGUGGAUGCUAAAGAUUGGCGUUUUCUGUGCGUCGUGUGCGCGGACCACUCGAAUCCUUCGCGGACGAACCGGAAUUAUAGAUCAUUCCCUUGUCUUUGCGUUCCGAUCAAAGAAAGUUCCAUGUAUACUGGGGUGCAAUAAAUGUCGGGAAAUAAUUUAUAUUGGAAAUAUUGUAUUGGUAUUGUAAUGGAAGAGAGAGAAAGAGAAUGUAUGUGGGUGUGUGAGAGAGAAUGAGAGAUUUUUGAGUCGAGAAACGGAAGUACAGUCGCGACUCUCGAUUAUAACUCACGAGGAAAAACUGAAGUUCCUCGGGUAACGGGAACCACAGAAAUGUCUCGCGGAAAAUUCAUCAUGAGUCAAGCGGAAAUUUCGAAUUUCUUAGGUGUAGUACUACGAGGUUAAUCGCGGUACUGAACGUUGGAAAUUGAUUGUUUGCUUUGCGAUGAAACAAGGUUUGCGACAUGCAAACCUCGGUUUAUGGUAAAACAAGGCUGUAUGAUGGCGAUUCUACGCGAUUGAUAGAUCUGGAAGUUCGCGCAUAUAAUCGAGAGUUUAUUGUAAUACACAUAACACAAAUAAAGCGUUGUUCCCCUGACACAACUCGUGCGGUAGUCGCGAGAACCUCCAUUUCGUCGGAUGGACCAGCGAGAUCUUCGCGACAGAACCGCGCACGUAUAUCAUGCGUUCUGAUUUAUUCUUUGAUGAAUUUCUGCGUUCUCGAGAGACCUCUCUCAGCUUCCGGCCAAAAAUGCAUAUCCGCACAACUUCCCGCAUUCUGACGCACGAAUUCCCGCAUUCUCGCACGAACGAGAGUCGUAUAAAUACAGUAACGUUCUCUCGAUGGAAUAUUCACCGUGCAUAGUUCCUAAUUCGCGUACGCGUGAAGUUCCGUCCGCCACGCCGGAAGGCCUAACGCCUUCCCUUCGUCUCCCUAAACUUUGAUUUUCCAAAAAACAGACAAUGUACCAAAAAAAUGAGUCGUCUAAGCCGCAACUCAGAAAUCGUUCGAAUAAAAGUCUCUGUGCGCAACGCGGUUCCAACGUCUCGUUAAACUUGUAUAUGUCGAGUAUAUAAUUGUGCGUGAGAAUAUAUAGAGUGUAGUAGUGUAAGCAACCGCACAUACAUCAUUGUGUAAUUGA
Messenger RNA from Odontomachus brunneus, 3359 nucleotides. Its product is annotated as acyl-CoA Delta(11) desaturase-like. Gene Ontology annotation, biological process: unsaturated fatty acid biosynthetic process. The transcript has 6 exons. The coding region runs from base 1033 to 2154 and encodes 373 amino acids. Lineage: Eukaryota; Metazoa; Arthropoda; Insecta; Hymenoptera; Formicidae. Gene Ontology annotation, cellular component: endoplasmic reticulum membrane. The record is from RefSeq and is a predicted model, not a curated record. Gene Ontology annotation, molecular function: iron ion binding; stearoyl-CoA 9-desaturase activity.